Molecule: messenger RNA, 953 nt
Organism: Egretta garzetta (little egret)
Lineage: Eukaryota; Metazoa; Chordata; Aves; Pelecaniformes; Ardeidae
Gene: GRHPR
Product: glyoxylate and hydroxypyruvate reductase
Exons: 5
Coding region: 165-716 (183 amino acids)
Cellular component (GO): cytosol
Molecular function (GO): hydroxypyruvate reductase [NAD(P)H] activity; glyoxylate reductase (NADPH) activity; NAD binding
Source: RefSeq, a predicted model, not a curated record
GUCUGUGCCGGAGGGGCUGCCUGCCUGCAGCGCUGUUCUCUCUGGCGUACUUGCCCAAAUGCUGGACUGGGCUAUGAGCAGACUCUCCCCUGCUGCUGUCUGACAUCUCUUUCUAUCUUGCUCUCUCUGCUAGCGGUGGCUGGACAACAUGGAAGCCCCUAUGGAUGUGUGGCUAUGGUCUGUCCGAUAGUACGGUGGGCAUCAUAGGUCUGGGGAGAAUAGGACAGGCCGUUGCCCGCCGCCUAAAGCCGUUUGGGGUCAAGAAGUUUUUGUACACUGGCAGUCACCCGAAACCAGAGAGCGCCGCAGAGUUCGAAGCUGAGUUCGUCCCACUGAUGAGGCUGGCCGAAGAGUCGGACUUUGUCGUGGUGACAUGUGCUUUGACUCCGGCCACCCAGGGAAUGUGCAACAAGGACUUCUUCAGCAGAAUGAAGAAGACCUCUGUGUUCAUCAACACGAGCAGGGGGGCCGUGGUGAACCAGGAGGACCUGUACGACGCCCUGGCCCACGGCCAGAUUGCAGCGGCAGGCCUGGAUGUCACAACACCAGAGCCACUGCCCACUGACCACCCCCUGCUCUCCCUCAAGAACUGCGUGAUUCUGCCACACGUCGGGAGUGCCACGUAUGCCACAAGGAGCACCAUGGCAGUGCUGGCGGCCAACAACCUGCUGGCCGGGCUGCGAGGGGAGCCCAUGCCCCAUGAGCUGCUGCUGUGACGGCCAGAGCUCCUGCAGGGCGGCAGGACUCGGCGUUGCCUUCCCCUGGAGAAGCCUUGCAGACCAGUCCUGUGCCUCCUCACUUCUGCAGCAGUGUGCCAGCGGUGCCCGCGGUGAGGGAACCAAACCGUAGUCAUUAAAGAAAAGCAGUGAAUGUGUUGUGCUUAUUUCAUUUGAGAAUGGGGUGCCCCCAGCCAUGUGGUGGAGCACACAACAGUGUGGGUUCCGUGUUCAUGU